Messenger RNA from Eucalyptus grandis, 1861 nucleotides. Its product is annotated as F-box/LRR-repeat protein At5g63520. The record is from RefSeq and is a predicted model, not a curated record. The transcript is spliced from 10 exons. Gene Ontology annotation, molecular function: protein binding. Gene Ontology annotation, biological process: positive regulation of proteasomal ubiquitin-dependent protein catabolic process; protein polyubiquitination. Lineage: Eukaryota; Viridiplantae; Streptophyta; Magnoliopsida; Myrtales; Myrtaceae.
UUCUCCAAAGUUGAUUUUCAGCUUACUAGAAAGCUACCAUAACAUAAACCCCGCGUGGCUGACAAGAGAUCCUAGGAGUGUCGAACGGUCGUAGGAAGAAAGAGAGAGAGGAGGAUGGGGAGCAGGAGAGAGCGCGGUGGCGUGGCGUCGAUGAGCGAGGACCUCCUGGCCAACAUAGUCCGGCGGCUGCCGGCGACCUCCUUCGCGGCGGCGGCGUGCGUCUGCACAUCGUGGCGGCGAGCCUGCUCCCAGAUCCUCUCCCGCCCCAAGCUCGCCUCCGCCCUGUCCCUCAAUACUUCGGCUCCUAUUGCCUUGCAAGAAGUUGUCGAUAAGGUCCUGUCCGAGCCCAUUUUCCCGCAUUUCGCGAUUGUCUACGUGGGCCUAGGUUUUGACUUGGCGGAUGUUCUUCAAUAUAUUAGUCGCAAGCUGGGAGCUCGAACUCCUGUAAUCGUAACUCGUGAUGCGGGAGUCAUUGGGAUGGAUGCCAUUACCAAUGAAGUCGAAGAGGUGACCUGAAUCAUCUUGAAUUCCGUUCCCUUUUUCGAAUCGAAGAUUGUUCUGUUCCUUUUCUGAAGAAUGCUGAACUGCAGCAUUGUCCUGACGGUGGGAUUUGUACCUGGACUCAAAGUUGAUUGCAUCCCACUUGUGCAGCCUGCAAAGGAACCUGCGAUGGUUGACAAGUUCAUCAUGGACAUAAGAGAAUAUUCGACUUCUAUCUCUGGUUGCACAUCACCAGUCGGACUGAUCAUGAUUGGAGAUGGAAGUGCUGACAUCAAAUGUUUUGUAGAGAAACUAGAUAUUGCAAUGCCUGUGGAAACUGCAAUUGUGGGUGAUGAGAGAGGCAACUUUCUGUACAGAAGUGCAAAUAAUUUGAGAAAUGUCCAUGGGAGCCAGAAAUGUCAUGAUAAUGCCGUUGCUCUCAUAUUUGCCAAAGAAAGGAAUAGCACUCCUGGUGUUGGUGAAAUCAGAUUUCAUGUGGCAUUAUCAGAUGGGGUUUCAGUGGUAGGUCCAACGUACAAGGCUGGUUCUGUUAGGGCUCGUGAUGAUGUUACCAGGCUAACUGCUAAAAGAGAAGGACAAACAGAAGUUCUUGACGGGGAAAGCAUUCUCAAUGAAAUCUAUGGCGAGAUGAACAAUCGUAUUGAGUUCCCUGAAUAUUACAUCAGAGUUACCAAGAGAAGAAAACAUGCCAUUGGUGCAGAGAAGGUGAAGCUGAUUACCUCUUUGUCAUUUCAUUUGGUGCGCGGAGGGGAUGAGGAAUAUCUCUAUGUCGAUGGGGCCGGCAUCAAAACUGGCGAUUGCUUUCAGUUUUACUAUGUGGAUCCUGCUGCUGCACUUGCCUCAUGUAAUGACGUCACUGCUAAUCUAAGAAGUUUGAACCUGGGGUGCAAUUCCAAGAGCUCUUAUCAGGCAGCGGGCGCCACCAGUAAUGCGGCAAAUCUGAAGUAUUCGGAGGCUUGCUGUUUGUUUGCUGUGGACGCGGACCAUUUUUCUCCGGGCGCUCCAACGUUGAUAUCUCGCCAUUCAUGGAGAACUUUCCUGGAGCUCCAUUGGCUGGAAUAUAUUGUGGCGGGGAGAUCGGCCGCUGCUCAAUGAGGCCAGAAGAGCAAGGUAGCCAAGGAGAGCUCUACCCGUUGUUGUUGCCAUGUAUAUAGCACCGUUUAUCUCGUAAUGUCAUAUACCCCAGCACCUCCAGGGGCCACCACCCUUAGGGGCUAGAGCGUGACCAGGGUUUUAUAUGCAGCUGCAUUCAUGGAUCUUGUGCUGAACUCUGGUUUUGGUGCAUUAUGUAUUGUAUGAACGUGAUGGAACAGGUGUUAUAUAGCCGACAGUCAAUCAAGGUGUCUUUUUAACUUUGCCA